ACAAAUAUCGUAGUUAAGAUGUAUAGUCCAGAACAGAAGCUUUAUUUGCCACUCGCAGUCUUCAUCUCUGCGCCUUCUCUUACCAAAGCAAAACGGCAUCGAAUUCGAUUCUCUAAUCACCAUCCAACUUUAGAUCGUGAUUCCAUAAAGCUUCCAUGUCUCGCUUUCGCUCUCUUAUCACUCUACAACUCAUAUCCACCAUCAACGGGUAUACCUGGAGAUGGAAGAUGCCUGUUCCGGUCUGUGGUUCAUGGUGCCUGUCUAAGAGCAGGACAGUCAUCUCCAAGUGAAAGCCGUGAAAGAGAACUUGCUGAUGAGCUCAGAUUGAAAGUACAAGCUAAUUUCAUUUCUUUUCCAGGAUUUCUCGAGUAGAUAAAUUGUUUAUUGACUUCUUAUAUCUUAAUGUUGAUUGGCCUCGACCUACCAGUCCAUGUCUAGUGGUGUAGUUGUUAGUUUUGGAGAAAAUAGAAUUAUUUUUAAGCUUCUAUUCUUUCUUUCACCUAUUAGUCUUAUCAGUGUGUUACUUGUCCAUGUACUUCUUUUGCUGCUUAAAUUGUUCAGAUUGAAUCAACAUGUCCACUUGUCUUUCUAAUUCGAUCAGUUUCCUCAUCUAAUUUUUGUUUUUUAUCUUCUCAUGGGUAACAUAUCAACUGGUUUUGGCAGGUUGCAGAAGAAUUUAUCAAAAGGCGAGUGGACACCGAAUGGUAACAGGAAAUUAAGAAUUCCAUGUUUAGAUGCAGCAUGCUAUUAGUUCAAACUUUCAAGCUAUUAGUCAGUCAAACAAGUUGUUUCCACCUCAAGCUUAUUUCCUACGAGUUCUAAUGAUUCUGAUUGACAAUGUAAACCAGUAAUAUGUUCAGCUUUUUAUUUUAAGGUUUCUUAAUAGAUGUGUUGUCUUUGUCUUUUAAGUCUCUCUGAAAAGGUGGGUUUGUGCAAAACACUAAAAUAGUUUAUUGUAGCAGAUAUCAUGGGGAAUAUACUAGUGAUUGAUGUCUACCUAAAUUCUACUUUGUGCCUUUUUUUUCUCAUUUAAACCAGGAAAUUCAUAUGCCAGCAGCUAUAAUUUUUUAUUCAUGCUUUCUCAGGUUCCUUGAAGGUGAUUUUGACACAUAUGUUUCACAGAUGCGACAGCCUCACGUAUGGGGAGGAGAACCUGAGCUGAUCAUGUCAUCACAUGUCCGACGGUGUUUUUUCCCCCUCCUUGAAUUGCUUUAUCAAAUAUAGGCAUUACAAGUCAUAGGAUUUCGUAGGUGCAAUCAUAGAAAAGUAAAUCAUGUAGAAGUUAUUCUCCAUUUCUCCCAAGGACUUGGAUAUUUGUUUAAAGUGAUCAACUAUAAUGAAAUUGCACUUGAUUAGUUGUAUGAUACCUAGAGUUCCACAACUAAAUUGCAAAAUUGUCUAACCUUUAUUGGCAACUUGCAAAGCUUUUUGCACUUAGACAUGAUUUAUUUGUUUCCAGGGUUCCUAUCACGGUUUACAUGCGGGAUAAGAAGACUAGUUGCCUUAAAACUAUAGCUGAAUAUGGUCAAGAGUAUGGCAAGGAAGGCCCAAUUCGUGUUUUGUAUCAUGGUUAUGGGCAUUAUGAUGCAUUGCAGGAGCAGGGUCCUUCUGUUGGCCCUCAACCCAAAUUGAAGAAGAAAAGAUGAAAGGUUAUGCACCAAGAAAUAUUGUCAUUUAUGAGCAUCUUGAACUAAAUUCUUCAGGCAGGUGCGAAGUGAUGACAUAAGGGUUCCUUGUAUUUGUAACCGUAUGACAACAUACUCAAGUUAUUUCAUCGUGGGUUGAACAUGGAUAGGAGCUGACCGCACUGUAAAAUAUUUUUCGCUUUGGACUAAUUUCAGUGUUUUAUAAUGCAUUAUAUAAUAAAGAUCCAAUUUAUAUUUAUAGGAAAACUACGAUUGUGUUUUUUUGAUCAAUUACAAUGUUGCGUACACAAUCUUAUCUGGUGUAUGUUGAGAUAUUUAUGUGAUUUGAAUCUAUGACAUUUGGAAGG
Ilex paraguariensis (yerba mate) is the source of this 1993-nucleotide messenger RNA. Lineage: Eukaryota; Viridiplantae; Streptophyta; Magnoliopsida; Aquifoliales; Aquifoliaceae. The record is from the annotation of a GenBank genome assembly.